CUGUUGUAGUAAUAAUUAUACAAUGUGCCGUCUGCAAUGGGUUAGAAUUUAAAACAAAUUUGAAAUUGUCAUUGCAAUUGCUUUCUAUUGUAUUAUAUAAUAUAGAAACCCAAUUCAAAAGAUUCUAUAUUAAAUCGGUUUCUAAUGAUUACCAGAGGAAUAUUUUGUAAAUUAAACAACCUUAAAAUCUAUAGGAAAUAUCUUCCAAACUAUAGGUUUUUUAGUGAUGAUAUUUGGGUAAGUAAAGAUCAUAAUUAAUUGAAUAUGUAUAUUAAAUAACUUUUAAUAUCUAAUACAAUUGUUUAAAAAGAACGAAGAGUUGACAAUAGAUUUAAAACUUAAAAUUGAAAAUCAGUGGAAGGAUAAACUCUGUAAAGGUACUUUCAAUAGGAAUGAUGUGGAUAAUAAAUUUUACGUUCUAUCAAUGUUCCCUUAUCCAUCUGGCCGCCUACACAUGGGCCAUGUUCGUGUAUAUGUAAUUGCAGAUUCAAUAGCUAGGUUUCAUCGUAUGAAUGGACAAAAUGUAAUUAUAAUAAUUAGUUUUAUAUGAAUAUUAACUAUUAAAUAAUAAAUAUACAUUAUUUUUUUCAAUAAUUAUUUAUUUAAUUCAUUAACUAUAAACACAUUAUAUAGGUAUUUCUACCAAUGGGUUGGGACGCAUUUGGAUUACCUGCUGAAAAUGCAGCUAUAUUGCAUGGUUUACCUGCAAAUAAAUGGACUAAAUCAAAUAUUGAUCACAUGAAAAAGCAGCUCCAAGAACUCGGUUGCAGUUUUGAUUGGUCCCACGAAUUAGCUACUUAUGAUCCAUCUUAUUACAAAUGGACUCAAUCGUUCUUUGUAAAAAUGUUUCAAUCUGGACUUGUUUAUUCCAAAGAGGUAAGAGCAAAUCUCAUAGUUAAAUCUUUUUUAGUAUAAUUUUACCAAUGUUAUUAUUUAGGCUGAAGUAAAUUGGGAUCCAGUUGAUGAAACUGUAUUAGCUAGUGAACAAGUAGAUGAAAAUGGGCGUUCUUGGAGAUCUAAUGCUAUUGUUGAGAAAAAACUUUUUAAACAAUGGUUUAUACGAACAACACAAUUUAGCAAGUAAAUUAAUAUUAAUAAGGUAUAGAUACUUGCCUAUUAUAAUUUACUUUUUGAAUUUUUAUUUAAAAGUAAAUUGGUUAAAAUAUUUUUAAUAUUUGAGUGUGGGAACAUAUUUUAAUAAAUAUAUAAAUAAAAAAAGAAAUGUGUAUGUCGUAGCCACUCCCUGAAAUUGAUCUUUUCAUGAAAAGAUGAUCAUUUAACAUUGUACAAUUUUUUUCACAAUGUGGUCAUUUACUUUCUGUUACAAAAUACAACAUUUAUUAUACACGUCAAGUUUGUCAAGGUACAAGGUUUUAUAAACAUAAAUGUAAGUUAUUUUUAUCUAAAAUUAAGUGAAGUUAUUAUACAUAUUACAUAAUUUAUUUAUAACUAUUUAUAUCAUAUUAAUCAUAUUAUAAUCAUUUUUUAUUUAUUAGAGCAGGAAAAUUAAUUGUGACAAUGAUUGUUAGAUUUUAAACUACCUUUAAAACGUAUAUGUCUUUUAGUUUGACAAGUCAUUUUACAUGGACAACUUAAGAACCCCUGACCUCCAGAUACAACUUAAACAGUUUCACACAAAGUUAAUUAUUAUUUUUUCUCAACCUGUUCAGCUAAAAUAAAAUUUGCAGUGGUAUGCUGCAUAUUUCCAGAAUUGAACCAUCCUUUAAUAAGACCAUGUGUAGUUCUUACUUUAUAUAUCUCAUUUUUUUUCUUUAAUAAUGACAUCAAUUACUCAAGCAGGGUCCGAUAGUCUACUGGCGACUUUUGAAACAGAAAUUGUGAUGCAGUCAUUAAUUUUGUACUCUAGAAUUACGGUAUUGCUGACCUGUAUAAAAAAAAAAAAAAAAAAAAAAUUAAAUUAUUAAUUUUAUUUCUUAUAGGUACACUUAUAUUUAAGUACCUAUAACAUUUUUUUGGCAGCUUUUUCUUGGCCUGCAUGCCUAGCUUUACAUUCUUUGUGUAUUGUUUUAUUUGUUUUACACAAAUCACAAAUAUCUUCUAUGAGUUCGUUUUUGCACAUUUUGCAAUGUUAAUAAAAAUAUUUUUCUCUUUAUAAUGGCUGUACACUUUUUCAAGGUUCUCUUCAGCUGUUAAUAUUUUUAUAACUUCUAGUGGUAAAUUAGAUGUUAAUAAUCCAACUUGAGGAUCACAACCAAAUAAUACUUUAUUUGGAGAGCAGCCUAUUAUCUAAUGAUGUGAAGAAUUUUUCUAGAAUUGAAUAAACUUAUAGAUAGUAUUUAUUUUAUUUGACAUGGGCAUGUAUCACGUAAUUAACGGAUAUGAUCAAACUUGACUUGUGUAAUAAUAGCUGUAUUUUAGUACACAAAGUGAACGACCACGUUGUGAAAAAAAUUACACAAUGUUAAAUUGGAGUGACCAUUUUGUGAAAUAUUUUCAAAUUUCACGAAGUGUAAAAAAGCCGUUUCCAUUUUAUGAAGUGGCUACGACAUAUAUAUAUAAAUAAAAAAUCAUUAAAUAAAUUAAUGUAUUGCCUGAAGUAUUAUGAUAAGUGUAUUUUAAGACCGAUUUUAAAUUAAAAUUCAUCAUCAGGUAUAUCACAAUCAAAAUUUAAAACUCGUUUUACUCCAGGCGACGCAUUCAUUUAUUUGUUUUUUAUUUAUAUAUUUAUUUACUAGUAUUAACCAUAUUAAUAAUUUUGUUUUUACUUUUAAUAUUAUUAUAUUUUAGUAAUUAAUUAUAUGUAUGUAAUUUUCCAAUGUAUGAUGUCAUUGAACUCUUCCUUCUAUUAGGAGUAUCACAACUUGCAAAAGUAAUUGUUUUUGUCAAUACAUUUACUUGUUGUUUUAAUUCAUAUACAGAUUAGUCAUUUUCUAAUUCAGUGUUUGGAUAUUAGAUAUUACAUGUAAUUAACUAUAAAAGGUGUUAGUCCCAAUCAAUAAUUUUUUGAAUUGGUUUAUUAUAAACAUAAUACAGGAUGAUUUUUGAGAUUCUGAGUGGAGCGACGAAGCUUAUGGUUUUACAAAGAUAUUUGUAUUUUUUUACUAUCUUUUAACAACUUUUCUAGAGAAGAGUUGCUCAUAUUUCUAAAUGUAGCACAUUUUCUGAAAGAAAUCUGUGUGUGGAGGUACUUUAAGGAGGUAAUUUUUUGAGUUUCUCAUCAAAUUUGAAAAACCUUGAUAAAACAUGGAAAAACGUAGGGAAAUUGGAACAACAUUAAACAAAUAUUAUUAAAGAAAAUAUAUAAAAUCUAUUUAAUUUAUUUGACUAUAAAAUAGUUUAUAUAUAUUGUUGACAAAAGAUCACUAUCAACUGAACUCUGUUCAGAAUCAUUUUUUUCGUAAGCAAUGGUUUAUCGUUGCUUACAGGUAUACAUUAAAUUAUCUAUAACAGUGACUGCACCCGUCUCCAUUAUCCAAGGACAUUGUUUUACAAUGAACCAGCAAUUUUCUCAGGUGAUUUUAAGUGAAGUUAAUAUCUUUUUUUUUUUUUUAACUGUGAAAUCGGUCAAACUAAUUUUAAAACUAAUUAAAUUUUUUAUUUCUACUACAUAUACUUUAAGUAAGUAUAUACUUUUACUUUACAAAUAGGAACCCCCCUUUUGAGCAAAGAUUUGAAUAGAGAAUACUUUUCUGACAUUUUGGCAUGCAUAACACUAAUAUCGGACUUACUGUUUAUGAGUUAUAACAGUUUAAAGUUUAGACUAGAGAAUUAGGAAAGGAUAAUAAAUUUUAUUAUUUUAUUAUUAAAUGAUAAAUUGAUUUAACAAUAGAAGAAAUGGGAAUGUAUAAAAUAAUUAUUUAAUGUAUAAAUUGUAUACAUUACCUAUAUGUUUUACUUAUUUCAUAAACAUCAGUUUAACUGUAACAUAUUUGUCAUUAAUUAUUAUUUAUGAUGAAAUAAUUUUCAAAAAUCAAUAUAUAUUUUAAAAAAAAAUUAUUUAUGUAUUGUUAUAAUUUUAGUAAUUUAUUGAACUAUUAUUAUUACUUUUUUUUUUACAGAGCUCUAUAUGAAGGAUUAAAUGAUCCAUCUUUGAGAGAUUGGAGGGAUAUUAUUAACUUACAAAAACAUUGGAUUGGGGAAUGCAAUGGCUAUGUAUUUGAUUUUCAAGUAUUCACUGAUGAUAUAUAUCGAACCAUACUUAAUGUUUGGACACAAUAUCCUGAACAUGUACCAUUAGCUGGGUUUAUUUUUAUUAAACCAGAGUCUUUUGUUCAUAAAUAUUAUAUUUUGAAUCAUAAAAAUGUAUAUAUUAAAAAUCCAAUUACGGGCAGCAAGUUACCAAUUUUAGUUACUGAUUGUGUUGAAUAUCCAGAUGGGCAAGAUGCACUCUUAGCUAUUCCACAUAUAAAUUCAGUUGAUGAAAAAUUAGCAAAAAAGCACAAUAUUUCUUAUUUAAAUUGUGUAAACCAAAACUUGUAUUUAUCGAGAGAAGAAGUCUGUAAAAAAGCCAAAGAAUUGAACUCUGGAGGUUACCCAGUAAGUUCCAAAUUAAAAGAUUGGCUAAUAUCUAGACAAAGAUACUGGGGUACUCCUGUACCCAUUAUUCAUUGUAAGAAUUGUGGAGCCCAAGCUGUACCAGAAAAUGAAUUACCAGUAAAGUUACCAUUACUUGACAUGCAAGGGGAUAAAAAAUUUAAAUCAUUAGAAUUAGCUGAGGAAUGGGUAAAAACCACUUGUCCAAAGUAAGUGGUAAGUUUAAUACGUAAAUGAAAUAUAAACAUGACGUUAAUAUUGAAGUAUUUUAGAUGUGGCAAAGAGGCAAAAAGAGAAACAGACACUAUGGAUACAUUUGUAGAUUCUAGUUGGUAUUAUCUGAGAUAUUUGGAUCCUAAUAAUAGUUUUCAGCCUUUCGAUAAAACUUUGGCUAACAAAAUGAUGCCAGUUGAUAUAUAUAUUGGUGGAAAAGAACAUGGUAAAUUUUUUUUUAAUAGUAUAUUAUUUGCAAUUAAUAUUUGAUUUUCUUUUAGCUGUAUUGCAUCUCUAUUAUGCAAGGUUUUUUAACCACUUUUUGCAUUCUAUUGGUUUAUCUCCUAGCCCAGAACCAUUUAAGAAUCUAUUAGUUCAAGGUAUGGUAAUGGGUCAAAGUUUUAAAAUUAAAGCAAAUGGCACAUAUUUAAAAGAAGUUGAAGUGAUUAAGAAAGAUAAACAAUUUUUCACCAAAGACGGCGAUUUUCCAGUAACUGCUACAUGGGAGAAAAUGAGUAAAUCUAAAUACAAUGGUGUAGAACCUAUAGACACUAUAAAUCAAUAUGGGAUAGAUACAAUGCGUUUGUUUAUCUUAUCUAAUGUUGCACCUACAUCAAAUAGGAAUUGGAACUCUGAUUGUAAGUACAAUACAUGUGAUACAUAUGUAGAUAAAUGUAUUUUUAAAAUUUGUUUUAUUUAUAGUGUUCCCUGGAAUUUUGAACUGGCAACAUAGAUUAUGGUUGACUAUUAGAGAAUUUCGAAAAAUUAGAAAUUGUAAUGAUGUUCAAAUGAACACAAUUGAUUUAUCUAAAUUUGAAAAAGAAGAAAUUAAUUUAAAAGAUGCACGUAAUUAUUAUGUCAAAAAAACUUCAAGUAAUUUCAGAAAAUCAUACCAAUUAAGUGUAGCAAUUUCAAAGCUACAAGGGCUAACAAAUUCCUUAAGAGUAUAUAAUGAAUGACAUUUAUUUGUUUAUAUUUUAAUUAAAUUUUUCUUUUUCAGAAGUCUCCCAAAGAGGUGGUUAAGUAUAGUGCAGAGUAUGAAAAAUUAUUAGCUGUGCAGAUAAUAAUGUUAGCUCCGAUUGCUCCACACUUUGCAUCUGCUUUAUGGAGUGGAUUUGUUUCGGCUACAGGACGCCUCAACCAAGAUUAUGAAAAUAUUAGUUGGGAAGAUGAUGUUAUCAAUCAAAAAUGGCCAGAAGUGGAUAUUGAUUAUAUUUUUAGUUUAUAUUGUCUGGUAGGUAUUUUGUCUUAAAAUAGUGAAUUAUUAAUCAUUUUAAUCAUGUGAUUAAUUAAAUAACUCAGUCUAUUUAAAACUAAAAUAAAAAUUCAUUUAAAAAUCUUUUGCUCCCACAUAUUAUGAUCUUUAGAAUUUUGUAUAAAGUUUUGACAAUUUUGCAUAUUUGCUGUUAUACGAUCUAUAUCAUUCUUCCAACAACAUACAUUAUUGAAUUUAGUUGUAUUAUAGCGAUGUUCAUUGUGUAUCUUGCAUGUUAACACUUUUUUAUGUUUUUGUGGUGCCCUAUACUUGAAUGAUUUAUUGCAGAUUUUAUUUUGACAAUCAGUUAUACUGUCAGUUCCAUAUUGUGUUUUAAUUGCUAUGUCUUUAAGCAAAUUAUAUUUGUCUUUUCCAUUCUUAGUUUUUACAGUAAGAUCAUUUUUAGUAUUACCAAAUGCUUCAUCACAUACUGACAACUGUUUUUUUAACAUUACCUAAGUAAUUCAAAUUUUAAAUAUUAAAAUAAUUUUAACUUAAUACUUAAACAGUAAACAUUUAAUUUUAACCUGUUUUUUGUUGCUCAUGUUCAAUUCUUUUUUAAUGAUUUGUUUCAUUACAUUGCCUGAAUCAAAAACUUGAUCAUUUUGUUUUAUUUCAUUUAAUAGAUUAACUAUAUACUGUGUUAAUCUUUUUUUACCAGUUUUAGAUAUACAAUUUUCAUUCCUGAUAUUUUCCAUAGACAAAUUGUGUAGCUUUGACUUGAAUGUAUAACCCAUUUUUAAGGCAGUUGCCUGAUUUAUUUUAUUUCUCCACUCUUCCUCUUCUUCAAUAAUUCUUUUAGCUUCUAGUUUAAGUGCUUGAAGUUUAAGAUUUUGUUCGGUUUUUUUUCUUAAUUCUGCCUGUUGUUCAAGCAUUUCCUUUUCAGCUAAUGCUUGUUUUUUAACUAUUUCUUCUUUUUCUUUUUCACUUUUUUCUUUUUUUCGUUUUUCUUCCAUUUUUUGCUUGCGUUUAUUUUUUAAUUUCAUCAUUUCAUCCAAUUUUUUUCUAUAUUCUUCACGUGCAUUUUGUUUGGUUUUCAUAUCAGAUUUCAUUUUCUUUAAUUUUUCCUCUUUUUUACGUUUUUUUUCAGAUUGUAACCAUAGUUGUUCCUUCUUCAUCAAACGAUCUAUUGUUUCAUCUGCUAUAAUUUUGUUUAAUUGUUCGAUUGAGUUUUUUUCAUCUUCAUUGUUUGAUCUGGAUAAAUAAUCUUUUAUUUGCAAUUGUUUGUUUAAUACAUUUCCUACAGAUUAUAUUAGUAUAUUAAUUCACGCGUGAGAAAAGAAAAAAUUUCUUUUUAUUGACAUCAAUUGGCAUCAUAUGGUGCAACACAAAAUGUUUGUUCAUAUGCUGUUUGGUACCAAAUGAUGUCAUGACUAAAAUGUUAUUCACACAUUUCAAUAAACAUAUAUGAUACAUAUGAUUUCUAAUUAAUUGAAGCAAAUUAAAUAACAAUAUUUUACUUUAACAAAUAAAUAAGAUAAACAUAUUGAUAUAUGAUCUACAUGUACAACAUGUAAAAUAGUGUAGUAUAAUUAACAUUUCUAAAAACAAUAUAUUUCUAUUGUGAGUAAUUAAAAAAAAUAUAUUAGCUUGUUUGUCAUGAACUCAAGUUUCAAAAAAAAUUGGUUAUAAUUUAUUGAUUUAACAUAUAUAUUAAUAUUUUUACAGUUCUACACUCUUUAUACUUGGAAUUAUUUGAUAUUGUACUAUACAGUGUAUGAUACUUCACUACUACCCCCUACCCAUACUUAACUGUGGAAUUCAUGACCAACAGUUGAUAGAAAUUAAAAAUGUCAUUACCUGAUUUAUUUAACUAAAACUUUAUCUAUUUAUAGAAUUUUUAGCAUAGAUUGAUAUUUAAAAAUCAGAAGUGAAUAGUGUUUUCAACCCUAAUAUUAAAAAAUUACUCAAUUCAUAAGCAUAAGUUGUCAAAAAAAUAAAAACAUUGUAAAAAUGUAAAUACUUUCUGAGACAAUGAGUGUCUUAUCAAAGAUUUAUCAUCAUAUAUAAUCAAAAAUAUUUUGAGUUUUAUGAUAUUAUUUACCUGAUUCAUUUGCAUCUGCACUCGAACUAUCAUCAAAUCCUUUUUGAUUUUGUUCAUUAUUUAGGUUCUUUUUGUUAUGAUUUUUUUUUUCUGGAGUACUUUUUUUUUCAUUAUACUUUAAAAAAUAACUAUGUUUUACUCUUCAAAUUACAGCCUUGUAUGUAUAUUUCUAAUUUAUAUAAUAGCAUCAUUCAAAUUAAAAAUACAUAAUACCUACCGUUUUUUGUUGAUAUGUAUUGUUUUGCUUUUUUGUACCAUGAACUCUAUUAUUUUCAUUUUCUUGCCUAUAAGUCAUGAAUUAUUUGUGAUGUACAUUUUGGUUUUUAAUUAAAAACUUGGGGUUUUACUACAAACUAAUCUAAAAUUAAGUAGUUGGUAAAUCAAUUGUUAAUAAUAUUUUUUUAUUUCCAUUGGUCGUCUUUAAAUUCAGCAUAUUACUAUCUUACCCAACUUGAUUGUAAUAUGAUGUUAUUCUUUGCCAUUUGUAUCCUUUAGGAGUUGAAAGCAUCUUUAAAUAAUCAUCAUGUGUUAAAAGUCCUCUAUUCACGAUAGGUUUUUUGCAUACUGUACGAUAACUAGGUCGGCGGCAUACAUUUGUAUUUUGUCGUAUUUUUUCAAAACAGGAAUCAAUUGUAUACAUUAUAUUUUUUAUGCUUCCUUUUAUUAUUAUUUUAUUAGUUAUAAUAUUGUAAUGUAAAAAGAAAAAUUCUUAUAUCAUUAAUUUUUAAAUAGCAUUUAAAUAAAAUGUGUAUGUGUGUAAAAAAGAAAACAAAUUAAAAUUGUAAUUCUUAUAUUGUUUAUUUGUAUCAACUGUGUAAAGUAACUAUGUAGUAUUGCCAUAGCAAUAUUAAUUAAUUGUUUAUGUUUUCAAUAAAUAAAGUUUUAUUUUAAUUUGCAGGUUAAUAAUGCUGUUAAAUGUGUAUUGAAAAUGCCUAAAAAGAAAAUGGCAUUAUUAACUAAAGAAGCAGCCAUUAAAUUGACUAUGGAUCAAGAGAUUAUUAAAGAGUACACAUUGCCUUGGAACAUUAUCAAUAUUGAAUACCAGUCAUUUAUAGAUGAUGAUACAUAUGUUUUUAUAAAGACUGAUAGGAAAUCUGUUUCAAAACCCAAGUCAAUAGAUUCUACAAUUGUUAAAAAUAAUAUUUAGUUUAUGAAUAAUUACAAAUUUACAUUUAAUUCCUUAUGUUAUUAAUUUGUCAUCCGUUAUAAUAAAAUAUAGUUCUAUAGUUAUAACUUAGCUUAAAGGUGUAGGUAAUUAUUGUUAUUUCUAUUAAUACUUUG
Molecule: messenger RNA, 9287 nt
Organism: Cinara cedri
Lineage: Eukaryota; Metazoa; Arthropoda; Insecta; Hemiptera; Aphididae
Source: the annotation of a GenBank genome assembly